Neodiprion virginianus is the source of this 1051-nucleotide messenger RNA. RefSeq names its product hemolymph lipopolysaccharide-binding protein-like. The transcript is spliced from 3 exons. NCBI's taxonomy places the organism in Eukaryota, Metazoa, Arthropoda, Insecta, Hymenoptera, Diprionidae. The record is from RefSeq and is a predicted model, not a curated record. Bases 97 to 663 code for a protein of 188 amino acids.
AGCAUCGUACUCGCCGUGUCUCUGCAGUUUUUCCUGGUCGCGAGGAUUGAACAAGUUGUUGAGGCUGCAGCGGAAAUAACGCAUCACACGUCAGCCAUGGCGUUCAGAAUAAUCGCGAUUCAAACGCUGCUGUGCUUGGUAUCUUAUAAUCUGGCGGAAAAAUUAUCUGCGCAGCCCAUCGCCCUCGCGCUCGCUCGUAGAGCAACCGGAGGAACUGGAAACGCAGAUUCGACCUACCUUCUUCGAAAUCCACAGGUUACCAGAAAAGACGACUACACGUACUUUCCGGGCAUCGGUGGCUACAAGCUGCACUCGAAAGCAGUUUCGUGGAACCAAGCUCGAUUCAUCUGCGAAGAGGAAGGCGGGCACCUGGCCAUCAUCAAUUCUUGGGCCGAGAGGGAUGCAGUGGUGACGGUGCUCAAAGCAACAAACCCACAUCCGGAUUAUGUCAGUCUGGGUUUCCACGAUCUUUGCCGGGAGGGCCACCACAUCACUAUUCACGAGGAAACUCUGGCCAAUGCUGGGUUCGACGAAUGGGCGAAAGGAGAACCCAAUAAUAAAUAUGGCUCUGAAAAUUGUGGAUCUUUACACUCGAGUGGCGGGCUCAAUGACCACAGAUGCGAGGAAUCACUUCCUUUCAUGUGCGAGCAUCCGAUCCAUUGAUUCGUUUAUAACAGUACACAAUAUGUUACACCAAUCCGAUCGUCACCCUUGGUCUGUAAUUACAAGUGAAAUGGUUAAAUACAAUAUGAAGUAAAUUUUGAACCAAUCAUAUCGGAUUUACAAUCAAUCGUUAUUCAUGUAUAGUAAUGAAUUAUAUACAAUAAAUAGAUAGCAUGCACUAUUGAGACGUCUCCAAACAAUCCCUCUAAAAUUCUUAUAACAGCUGCACCGGCCGCGCUGAUUGUAAUUAUACCGCCGGAUGAUAAUGUCUACUUAAUCAAAACUAGCGCCUGUACUACGAGGAAUGCAAAAAAAUAAAAAAAAUAAAAAGUAUCGUAUUACCUAAAAUAAAAAUUCACUCUUCAAAGAUGACGCCUCGACAUUUUUC